CGCUCUCGGGAACAUUAAACCUUUUUUUUUUUUAAUUGUUGAUGGUCCGUCCCGUUCGACUGGAGACCUGCCGUGAUGUUGCUUCAGAGGGCCUGUGAUGCGAGGUCUAGGCUGUGAAUGGCUCAGUGUCAGACUGAGCGUCAUGCUGCCGGGCAUUGGAGUCUUUGGCACGGGGGACAUUGUGCGAGCCCUCGUGCCUUUUCUCAGGGCUAAGGGAUUCCGCGUUGAGGCCGUGUGGGGGAGGACACUUGAAGCUGCGGAGAAUGUCGCCACCGAGCUCAAUAUUCCUUUCCAUACAAAUAAGGUGGACGAUGUUCUCCUCAGAAAGGAUGUGGACCUCGUUUUCAUCAUCUGUCAGCCAGACUUGCAUGCCCAGAUAGCAGUCAAGGCCUUGGGAAUUGGCAAGCAUGUCCUAUGCGACCGGCCAGCUGGUCUCUGUCAGCUUGAGGUGUUGAAGAUGGUGCACGCGGCACAGUACUAUCCCUCGCUGAUCUCGGUGAUUUCGCAUGGCCUGCGCUUCCUCCCAGCCUUUGUGCACAUGAAGCGGCAGAUUGAGGCAGGCUACGUUGGAACAGUCAACGUGUGUGAUGUGAGAGUGCACUGCGGCAGCAUGAUUGGCAGCCAGUUUGACUGGAUGUGCAGCCACCUGAUGGGAGGGGGCAUCCUGACCAUGGUGGGCAGCCACAUCAUUGAUGUGAUCUCUUUCGUGACAAGCCAGCGCGCCACUCGUGUCCAUGGCAUGAUGCGCACCUUCACCAAGAGCACAGAGAAGAUCAAUGGUAUCCGUUGGAUUGAUAGCGAUGACUUCUGUAGCUUCCAGAUGAUCCUGGACGAGGGGGCCUGUGUGACAGCCACGCUAAACAGCCACAUGGCAGGGGGCUUUGUACAGGAGGUGGUGGUAUGUGGCAGCAGAGGCAGGCUGGCUGUGCGCGGGGCCAACCUCUACGGCCAGAGACACACCUCGGAGAAGGAAGAGGAGCUGCUGCACGAAGGAGCUGAUGACGUGGCGCAUCUCACCAACAAGAACAACAGUGCCAGGAUAAACUCUCUGCUGCCCCAGCCAUACCUGCAGGGCCUGUUUCGGCUGGCGGGUGCGCUCAAGGAGGCCUUUGCCACAGGGGAUGGGGAGCACGGUUGGCUCAAGGAACCCGUUUCGACCGCAGCCACCUUCGAGGAUGGCCAGUACGUCCAGGCAGUCAUCGAUGCCAUCAAGCUUUCUUCAGCCAGUCGGCAGUGGGAGCAGGUAACUGUAGCCAAUGAUGAGAGCGAACUGAACCCUUUAAUGACCAGGCUUAAUCUCCCUAACAUUAAUAUGAGCUCUCUGGACGCACUGUCACAGGCUCCAACUAACCGAAUCACUCCACAGCGUAAGGUCACUAGCUCUGAGUCGCACCUUCCUUGGAGCUUUGCCACAAAACACUAAAAAGAAAACCAAAAAAUCAAAGCAAAAAAAGAGAAAAAAAAGUCAAAACCACAUUUGCUUUUUAUGGUGAUUUGCACUUACCAAUACAGUGGGUAGAAGUUGCUGUUUUUUUUCUUUUUCUUUUCUUUUCUAUUGUUUUUAUUUUUAUUUUAUGAUUUAUCCUCCCAAGCAAAGCUGUAUUGCAUAUGGUAAUGCAUUAUGCUAGAUGUACAUAUUUAUGCAUCUAUCUGCUGCAAAAUCCUCUUAGAUGUAGCAUAUGUUGACAGGACAGUUUCGUGUUAGUUCACCAGGAAUUUUUAUUGUGUUUGGUUUAAGUAAAGCAAGAGCUCUCAUGCUUCUAUUGCAACUCCUCUUUUGAGGAAGUUGCCUGAAUCUUGUGCUAUGUGAUAGAUGCCACACACAGCUUGCAGCAAAGGUUUUGUUGAACCACUUUCAGAAACAUAAAAAAAACACAGUAAGGAACAUGCUUUUUGCAUACAGUACUUGUAUGAAUGACUUGAUGAUUUUAUUUCUAAUCAAUGUUAGUAGAACUAUACAAAAAAAAAAAAAGAUACAGUUUGCCUAAAAUGUAGCAUUAACCAACACUAUUGUAAUGCUAUUAGGGGCAGCACAUAAUGCUUGCACAUAUAAAAAAUGAUAUUAAUUUUUGUAUGAAUUUAGAUAUUGUUCUUGCAUUUACUUUGACUGUGGCUGUAUUAGUUAUGUUUUUCAUUUCACUUCAUGAAAAAUAACGUUUACUACUCUGUUGCUAACACACAACACAAAUACAGUAAUGCCUGCAAAAAAAGCAACAACACUCAAAAUAAAAUGAGACGCAGCUGCAUUUGAUUGUCUUGCAGCUGUGUAGUUCCUCCUGCCUGUCAGUUAGGAAGUUGUGAUUCUCUCUCACACCUGCUCUGUCAACAAGAACCUGUAUCUUUAGUUGAUACCAAAGUAUAGUAUGUGAUGUUCUUCAGUCUACCUUGGGCUCUGUAACCGAUGUUUAUACUCUCAGCUUUAGUAUUGUAAAUAGCCAGAACUGAAGGGAUGUCUGUUUCAUCACUAUUUUUAUUCUGCUUCUCAAAGGGUAGGAUAACUUUAUAUCAUGCAGUGCUGCAGUAGGGUCUUAAGAUAGGUAUAGCAUGGAUAAUGCAUGUGGUAACAAAUAUUUCGCUUAGGAAUGGCUGGAAUUAUAACAUAACCACUAUAAAGCACCUUGAAUUCCUUUUUCUUUUAUCAAAGAUCAUUAUUUUUUAUAAAUGAUUUCAAAAGGUGUUGAGUAGUUUUUCUUCCUUUCUUUUUUUUCUUUUCUGUUUUCUUUCCUUUCUCUUGUGUUUGCAUUAUACCUUAUUGAAAAAGGUUGUGUCCUGUCACUCAGCAGGAAUACACUCACUGGUGAUGCUAGAAUUGGUGCCAAACACACUUCAUCUCCCCUCUUCAUUUUAGCCUGUGGCAGAUUUUGUCUUUGCUGUCCAUUCUACAAUUAAAUCUCAGUGUUGUAUAGAACUUCCAUAACAUUUUCACUGUAACUUCUAGUAUGAAUAGUGUAACUUCAGCAAUGUAUUGCCGACUCUGUCCAUGUAGAGUAGGUUUUGCUUCUGUGUUCAUCAGAUAUUUCCACAUGUUUUAUCAAAGGUAAUGGGCAUUUGUUCUAUGGGUUAUUGUAAUAGAUUAAAGUUCUCUCCCUAAUAUUUAAGAUGUCUUUAAGUGGAGCAGUUGGGUUUGUACAUAUUUUUGCUUGUUACAGCUUCAGUAGUUGUACUAACAAACAAAAAUUGCUAGGAAUAUACAUGUAAAAUCUUUGAUGAUGAAAAGAGAAAAAAGAAAAUAAUAAUUAAACUAUAUUUUUUGACAUGUGCAUAAAAGCAUAGGAAUUCCAUAUAGAUUAAGGUGGAUGUUAAUGUAUGUUUGAAGAAAAAUGUAAUGUAGUAUUUGCUUCUCAAUUGUCUGUUGAGUUCAAAAUAUAUCAAUUUUUGAUGUGCAUUAAGAAAAACGAUCUCUGUUGCUGGUGUAGAUCUCUUACACUAUUCUUUCUAAGGAUAUUUACCAAAAUGAUAUGGUACCAUGGUUCAUUUGACAGUAUUUUUGGUAUCACAUCUCUUCUGAUUAUUGUUGUUAUGAACUAAUGAAUUUGCUUAUUUUAGAGACUCCUGACCAAUGGGGCUAUUGUAUGGUAUGUGUUUUUAUAGAUGUAGUGGUUUAUGGUAAUGCCUAGUGUUAAGUUCUAAACUCUUCGUCAUAUUAAAGUAGGUGCUAAAAUGCAUAGCUUAUGGAAUCUUGGAAUGUCUGUAAAUUGAGCAUUAAUAUUAUUGCAAUUAAAUUUGACUCCCAGUCAUUAAUACGAUGGUCACACCAAAGAAUAUACACAAGAGAGAUUAUAAUGAUAAUGUUUCUGCGUAAAUGGCUCGGUUAACCCAAAGGCUGCUGGUUUAUGUACUGUCCACGGUCAUCUUUUGUGAAUGGUGUUGCACACAGAUGGCUUCACAAGUGCUCAGCCACCAAGGAGUCAGUUUGUAAGCCCAUGUGACUGUACCUGAUAUUCCAUUCCUUGAUUAUGCUUGGUUUGUUUCUCCUUUCCCUCAAUCUAAUGCUAUUAGUAUUGAUACUGCUAGUAUUGUUAUUGAUACCAUGAUUAUUGUAAUGUUAUUAGAAUACUAAUAACCUUAAAACUGGUAAAAUGAUAUGAAAAAAAUCUCACCAAAAGUCAAGGAAGAUGGUAAACAGGUAAGAUAGGUAGGACUAGUAAUAGGCUCCUUGGUGACUCGGUACUUGUGGAGCCAUCUCUGUGUCACCACGAUUACUAAAUUAAAAUUGUGUGGACACGGCAUGUAAUCUUACCAACUGCGUCCAUGGGUUAAUGACCAGAAUACUGCAUGAGCCAAAUUCAUUGUCAGUAUAGUAGAACACCCUCUCAACUUUUUGCAUUUUCUACUAGUCUUGUAAGAGUCUUAAUAUAUAUACAAUUUUUAAUAUGAUAAUGUUUGAGGAUUACUUUUAAGAGAUAAACAGAAAGGGUAAAUAUAACAACCAGGUAAUUUCCUUGAAUAGAUUGUUUAACUGAUGUCAUAAUUUAAAUCUUCCUUUAAUGCACAGUAUCUUUAUAUUCAUCAAUUAGAGGAAAUGAAGGCACAAAAGUUCAUCACAAAAUCAGAAUGCCCCUCCCCCCCACAAAAAGUAGAUGAAUUAUAAUUAUAAUAAUGAUGAUGGUGAUAAUAAUAAUUAUUAUUAUCACUGUCAUCGUUGUUAUUUUUGUUAUUGUUGCUGUUAUUAUUAUUAUUAUUAUUGUUAUUGCUUUUAUUAACAUUAUCAUUAUUAUAAUUAUUAUUAUUAUCAUUAUCAUAAAAACAUAGUAGUAAUUUAUUCAUUCAUAUUAUUAGAUUGCAGGUAAAAGAUGAUAGGAAAAUAUUCAUCAAGGUGAUCAGUCUCCCCCCAAAAUGUAAUCUAUCUCAAUUUAUUUCCAAAGUCAGUUGCUGCAAUAGAAAGUCAUGGCUUACACAUUACAGAUUUUGAAACUCUGCACAGAAGUAUAAAUCUUCAGAAAUGAUGCCAGUUUGUUUGUUUCUUUGUUUUCAAUUUGUUAAUAUGUUAUUCCAGUAGUAGUUUGGUCUACGUUUAAGAUUUUUCUGGAUCUUUACAUAUGUGACAUUUCCAUUUUUGUAAAGAAAUAAGUUAGUCAUUCUUAUUAGGUUUAUACUGUGUGUAGAGGAGCAUUUGGGAGCUUACUCUGCAUGUUGUAUUCUAGGUCCUUAUGUAAUUAUUUCAUACUAAUGGAAGGGAAUAAUCAUUUAAUCAUUCAUAAAUAGGUGUAAUACAUAUUUUGAAUGCUGUAAAAGAUAUGUCCAUACUAAGGCAUCAGAUUUUUAAGAAGUUGUAAAUUUUUAUUUUAUAUUAAGCAUCUUCUCAUGUUACGUCGCUCUGUGUUCUGCGUUAUUUAUUAUUUUUCUCUUAUUUCAGAUUAUCAUUGAGAAAAUCUAGAAACAAGGAAGCGAAAGCCAAGUGUUAUUGUCUUUUCAAAUUUAAUUUCCUCAAAACUUUAUUUUUAUACAAUUAGAAACUAUAUUACUCAA
Molecule: messenger RNA, 5469 nt
Organism: Penaeus indicus
Lineage: Eukaryota; Metazoa; Arthropoda; Malacostraca; Decapoda; Penaeidae
Product: glucose-fructose oxidoreductase domain-containing protein 1-like
Exons: 4
Coding region: 98-1423 (441 amino acids)
Molecular function (GO): nucleotide binding
Source: RefSeq, a predicted model, not a curated record